GUCUACCAAGGUUUUUCGAACACCUUGCAGACUGAAAGGUAUAGUCACAAAUAACAUCUAUGAUGGACUAUUCAAGAUUGCGCUGUUGCGAGUUACAUCUUUCCUCUUGACCUGACUUGCCCUCACAUCUUUGCAGAAGUUAGCUAUAGAAAAUGGUGAAUUAUGUAUAGUUUAAGUCAACAGUUGCACUUUUUAAAAUGAGGCUUCAUCAAGUCUUAACAGGCGCUGCAAAUGUUGCAGACGAUUCUGUGGCCGUAGCUCAUGGAACUGUGACUGGUUUCCCUUUCACGGUGUAUGGGUCUGGUUAUGAAGUUGUUAUCUUGGACAGCCAUUUCAAUAGGCUUCAAAUUAUUUCCAACCAGGAGGUAUCAAUCACAAGUAUUGUUAAAUGCAUUGCAUGCUCUAGUGAUGAUGGCAAGGUGGCUGUUUCAUUUGGAAAAAAGGUGGUGCUCUACCAACCAUUUUCAGUUACGAAAAAUUCUGAAACUAAAUUGCCGUUUCAGUGGAAGAAGAUGUCUAUACUCAGUUUUGAAAGUAAAGUAGAAAAACUAUGUUGGGACCAGGAUGCAAAACGAUUGCUUGUUGGAAGUGACAGCCUACACAUAUGGAGGCAAGAAUCAUCUUUUACCCUUGGAGAAGGAGAUGAUGAGCUUUCUCUCAAAUGGACAUGUGUGUGGAAAAGAAAACUUGCAACUCCAACAAAAAAUUUGGAAUUUUCCCCUGACGGUCAUUACUUCGCAAGUGCUGGUCAAAAAGACUGCAUGGUAAAAAUUUGGUUCAGAGCACCGCGAGUUGAAUUUGAUCUUGUCAGUCCUUCCACAGACAGUCCUCAAAAUGUAGAAGCCUACAAUUUUAUUUACAUUUUGCAUCCAACUACCGUUCAAAGCUUUUCUUGGAGGAAAACAAGCAAACACAUGCCCCUUUGUUCUGUACCAAAUGUUUUGUUGACGUGUUGUGCAGAUAAUGUUUGUCGCAUUUGGUCAGAAACAGUGAAAUAUAAGCCAUCUCAUCAUGAUAAGCAACAACAGUCUGCCACAACGAAAUCACGCACUGAGUCAGACAUAAAACACAAAACAGAUGGUCAGGUUAAAGCUGAGGAAAAACUCAACAUUUUACAGCGAUAUCAUUUAGUUAGCAUGUUUCAUUUCCACUUGGCUGCAGUUAUAAAUCCUAGCUCAGACAUUGCGCUUUUGUCUAUGAUUCCUACAUCUUCGAUUUUUGGAAGAAGCUUUCAGUUACAGUGGUUAAACAACAAGGAAGUGCAACUGACAACGGCCGUGGAGGCUAUUUAUGCAUCCCUUCGUAAAAUUACUGCAAACAAUUCAACUGAUGAUGUGACUAAUGAAACAGAUCCAUUUUUGCAUGUUGAUGAAUUAGAUGGUGAAAUAGGAUACAACGAAGAAGUAGACGACAACAAUGAAAAAACUUUAGAUAGAACAUUUGAUGAAGAGGAUGCUGAUGCAGCAAAAGCGAUUAAUACAAAACCUGAGCCUUCCCAAUCUUUAUCUAUGACUGCUGUUCUUGAGGAGAAAAAAGAGGAAGCAUCUAAGCAUACAAGUCAGUUUGCAGGUAGAGGACAGAUAAACAACCUACUGCAUGAUUGGUGUUCUUCAAGCGAUACUCUGUACUGCAUUCACCCUGCUGAUGGUUCACUUUUAAUUUGGGUGAUUGAUUACUUGGAUGAUUUCACUAGCGCAUACUAUAGGCAGGUUCAAGUUAGCUUCGCAUCAAGGAUUCCAGCAACUUUUUCAAAAGCUGAUGCAAGCUCUUUGUGUUGGACACACACAUAUCAUUACACGCAAUCUGUUCUCAGCACAAUGUAUCCCCUGGCUGGUCUUAGCGAUUCAAUUUCAAGGAGUAAAAGUUCUGAUGGUAUGAAAAAUAAUCUGUUUUCCAGCAACAGAAAUGUAAAGAGUGAGCUAUCUGUCCUGCAAGUAUCGUAUUUAGUUUCAGCACAUGCCAAUGGUAGUUUGAAUUUAUGGUUAGUUACAUUUUCAGACAGUGGUUCGUUUACUGGUAUAGCCAGCAUAACUCAUAUUACAAGAAGUUGCGGCCCCCGCUUUGAAACAACUCAAAUUGUAAGUCAUCCAAUCCUACCACUAAUAAUUGGGACAUCUCAGCAAACCCAUGGCUCAGAUUCUCAAAGUGUUGCAAAUAUUCAAUCUGAGUUGAUUCUCUGGCAUGCUAGUCAUGUCAGUCCUCUAUCAGAAUUUAAAGGCAUAACUGAAAUGGCACGCAUAUCAUCACCAAACCCUUCCCAGUUUAUUUCCAUAUCCUGGGUUCCUGUUUUAUACCAUCAUUCCUUAUUGUCCAUAGCCAGUGACUCGGUAGAACUUUUACCAGAUGCACCUUGUGCGUGUUUUGUAGCUGCUUCAGAAUGUGGCUUAGAGUUGUAUCAAAUAUUAUUGGAUGCAAAAAGUUUGCUGUCGAAUCUUUCUGUUCAAAGAAUUACUCCUCUUCAAAAUGAUGUGCAAUCACUUUCUGAAUAUAUAAACAGUGAACAAUCAGGUUCUCAUUCAGCGUGUAUCAUGAAACUAUGCAUGCUGGAAGAGUCUGAACAUCUUAAGAACAUCAAGUUCUUACAUGUUUACAACAAGAAAUCGUUGCUGAACAAAAAUAUAAGUGGCCAAAAUGGGCACACCACCAAUAGUCACCUACAUGAAGGUGGGUCGUUUUAUAUCGUUGUAAUAAAUGAAGAGAUUGGAGAGCAACGUUUGUAUGUUUGGUGCAUUAAUGUAACCUUUGAUGGAAGGUUUAGUGUAAAUGCCAAUAUUCAAAGUCCGAAAUCAGUAAACAGUGACACUUCCAUAACUUCACCAAUGUCACCAAAACCAUUAGUGGUUAGUCAUUGUUUACAGCAAAAGUUUAUGUAUGAUGAACGGUUAUGUGAUUUGUUAGUAUCUAAAUUUGCCUCUUCUGCUGAUAUACAUUGUUCGACUAAUUUAAACUCUUCCUGUCCUGUGCAGUACAAUUUUGUCGGUACUAUGCCUGAUGGUCAUAUAAGAUUUUGGGAUCUGACUCUUACUAGAGACGAAGACAUUAUGGUUAGGGAGUUUAGUGGAAUGAAAAAUGAAGACGUUGUUUUCUCAGGGGAAAUAAUGUGCAUUGCAUGUGCAGGAGCGAAUCGUUUUGGUUGUAUUACUAAAGCCAAAGGUGACACUGGGAAAUCAAUUUAUCAUCUUCACAUCAAAGAAUGUGAAUCUUCAGGUGAACUUGUCUGGAACACUGAAGCUACUGUUUUAGUAUCAGAAGAUUGUUCUGAUAAUUUUGAACACACAGUACAGUUGUCAUGGUUAUCUAUGGGAAAUGGUUCUUACCUCAUAUCAGUGGCACUUAGCAAUGCUGUGUUUAUAUACAGUAAAAAACGUGUGCAAAGUUCUGGAAAAUAUACAUGUCAGUGGGAAAUAUUGAAGAAAAUUGAAGUAAACAGUGGAAAAAGCAUGCUUAGGUUGACAAUUACCUCAUGGACAAGUGGUGGUUUUUUUCUAAUAGGAGUUGAAAAUGAGGUCCAAGUGUACUCACAAUGGGAUAAUAAUUGUGAAGUGAAAUUUAAAAGGACACCAUCGACCAGUGUGCUAAGUGAAAUGGAAAACGCUGAUGCUGGGGUUAUUUUAACUCAGAACUCAUUUACGGUUGCCUGCAAUGGAAUGAAAAACCUGCCACAGUACCACCCACAUCACCUGCUUGAACUUUUAAACUUGGGCAAAAUGAGGAGAGUGAGAGCCAUAUUAAGACAUCUGGUUCGUUGUGUAGCUGGUAUUACAGCGGCCGAUGCAGCAGCCGAAUCAGGUGAUGUUAUAGCCCAACAGCAAUCUCGAACGCGUGCAAGAACACUUACCAAAACCCAUAGCAACUUAUCCGAAUAUUCUGCAAGUCCAACAGAGGUAUACUUCGAAGAAAUUAACGAUUCAGGGCCUGACAUAGAUGUAGUUCCUCCAUUAAAACUAACAACAUUACUUGCAGCUGAUAAAGAUGAAAGUGGAAUAAAGUACAGUGAACUUAGUCAAGAAAAUGCUGCUAAUGAUAAAGCUACAGGAAUGGCGAAUAGUGCUGUUUACUAUGGCCUUGCUCAAGCACACUUGUUGACAGCCAAUCUGUCUAGAAAAGAACUGCCUGGCUUGACAAGUCAAGAACAGAUGUACCUGUUAACACUAUCUGAUACGAUUGCUUCUACAAAGUUCGAGUUAGAAAGAACUGUGGAUGACACAGAUGUGAGGCCUAAAUUUUCCCAGCAAGAAAGUUUAGACACAGGGUUUUCCGCACUAAGUGGUGGCGGAGGUGGUUAUGCGACUACAGGUGCCACUGGUGUUGGUUCUUUUGGUAGUGAAUUGAUAGAUGAUUGUGGCUUGCGAUUUUUGCUGUCUGUUCGACACCAUAUGGCAUUAAUGAAAUCGCUUUCACAAAGAUUACAAGCUGCAAUGAAGGAAAAGGGUAUGAUGUCAUCAGAAUUUUGUUGGGCAUUCCACUCAGAUUGCAAGGAGGAAUUGUUGGCAAUGAUCCCUGGUAUGUCUCGAAACGAGCCUACGUGGGCAGAGUUAAGAGCGCAUGGCAUUGGCUGGUGGGUUAGAAGUAAUGAUCUCCUUCGUAGAACUAUUGAAAAGGUUGCGAAGACUCAUUUCCAGUUAAAGAAAGAUCCAAUAGACUGCGCUAUUUUUUACUUGGCCAUGAAAAAGAAGACUCUCCUCUGCGCCCUUUACAGGUCAAUGCGAGAUGCAAAAAUGUCAGCAUUUUUUAGCAAUGACUUCACACAAGAAAGAUGGCGAAAGGCAGCAUUAAAAAACGCCUACGCACUGCUUGGUAAGCAAAGAUUUGUGCACGCAGCUGCUUUCUUCUUGCUUGCAAAUGCAUUAUGGGAUGCUGUAGAGGUCUGCGUAAAUCGUUUAGGAGAUAUUCAGCUGGCGCUAGUCAUAUCUAGGUUACAUGAGAGCAACACAGAAGUCCAUAAUAAAAUUUUAAGACAGUAUGUUUUGGAUAAGCAAUUUCAAAGAAGAGACCCCUUUCUUGGAAGCAUGGCGCACUGGAUUCUUAAAGAAUACAGUGAAUCGCUGGAGAUACUUCUUGUGCCAGUUAAAACAGAUGAGGAGCAUAAACAGAGUGGUGCUGACUACCCUGCGAUAUUCAAUUUCUACCACUAUCUGCGGUACCACCCACUUCUCAUACGACGUCACUACACACAACACAAAGGUAUUCAAAUCGCAGACGGGUUAGUCCAAAGUAAGAACCAUAUUGAGGAUCUUCACAUGCUGGAACGGAAGCUCUAUUUCCGUACAGCUAGUUCUCAUUUAAACUCUGGUUUACCUGACAUUGCCCUUGAGGUGAUCCUUAUGUUACCGAAAUACGGGGAAGGGAAUGAGGCAUUAACAUCCGCGGAGGAUGUGAACAAGGAGAAGAAGCAGACUGAAGAUAUGAUCAUCACUGGGACGUUUUCUGAUUUUAAAAACGACAACGUAACUCGUCUUACCAACGGCUAUGACGAACGUUUAAAUGGUUAUUUAGUUGGUAGCUCUUCACUUAGCGUUGGUGGUAGCUCUGCGGUAGACUUAAACUUUACCACCAAUCGAUUUGCAGACUUAGAUGAAGAGUAUAAGAUCGGCAUUGGACUUAGCGACGACAGCGACAGUGACGAAUCAGAAAAAAAGGAAGAUGUGGAAAACAAGGAGGACAUUGCAGAGCUCUCGAAGGCAGCUACAACAAUAGAUAACGUCGAAAAGGGCGGACCUCGUGUUAAAGACGACAUGUUUGAUAUAGUUGCACUAAAUCUGAAAUACACAUGCAUCAUACGUUGUUUAAUUGACGAACUCAUAGCGCUGCCAGCGAUGUGUUUACAACACAAUUUAAAACUGCGAACUUCGUUGAACUCUUUGCUGGAAGAGGAGCUGAAUUUUCUGCAUAAUUACUGCGAUUAUGGACAUAAUGACAAUAACGAUGAUAAAACCCGCUUUAAUAUUUCUCUGAUACAACAGCAAAUGGAAGAUAUGAAGAAAAUGCAACGGUCUGCUUCAAUUGUAAGCCAAACCUCUUUCGACUCUGAAGGCUUGUCGCUCGGCGAGAAAGUUGAGAAAGUUGCUCUCCAUUCUGAAUGGUUGAAACGAAACCAGCAAAUAUUGACGUGUUUGUACGAACAUUGUUCAAUGGUGGGCACAGGAGAUGCAGAAAUCCCCGCUAUCUGUUUGGAGCUUCUACUGCUGCUUCAUGAGAUCGAAGACCACCGGGUGUUAUCAUCACCAUUGACAUCUAUUUCUGCCGGACCAAGUGUCCCACCUCUUCUACUGGCAUCAAUGGCUUCCUUCUCCCUCGUUGCAAGCCCAACUGCAUUCUUGCAGUCCAUGACGCACGAUCUGCUGCAAACUGUGAUCGAUUUACCAUCUCUACCCACGCCGAAAACUCCUGUCACCAGACUAGCUGAUUUAGAAAACCUGUUGUGUUCGUUGUCUUCUUGCGUAUACCACAGCCUUUGUGGUGGAGAAGAUGAUAAACUACUGGCCAGUGUCAGACGAGGUGAAACACAGCUUGUUGGAAAACAAUUGAAAGAUGGGAAAUUAGUACGACUCCCAUACGGGUGUGUAGACGUUGAUCUUGAUGCUACCUCGUCGCCUUCUCAGUGGCCUGGUGUGAAGUUCUUUCUCUCCAUCCUCACUGCAAGCAACAAAGACGGCUCACAUAACAUCAAGUUGCUUCUCUGCGAAGCAGCCGUCGGUGUUUAUUUAGGCCUUUUGGUUAGCUCCUGUUCAAGGUUGGCCUGCAAUAACCUAUAUCGUCUUGUGCAAAACAACUUAACGGAGGAUAUGUGGAGCUUAGUUUUUGGAGGUGGUACGAAGAUUGUUGUACCAGCUCCAGACAGUGUUGAUAAGGCACCUCAAAAGGAACUUUCUCCGAAGGCUGACCGCAAGCACGAUACAGCUCGGAUGAAAUGGAAUUAUAAACUGCUGGGUAAGAAAGCUCCAUCGGUGCAGCACGCUGAUGAAAGUAGAAAGUUAAUGCGACACGAGGUGUUUAUUCAGCCUCGGAUGUCUUUGUCGGAUUAUUUUCUGAGAAAGCCGUCAUCAAGCACUAUAUUUAAGUACGAUUCGGAAGAAGAAGAAAGCGACGAGGAGGGGGAGAGCGAGACGCUAGAUUUGGAAGACACUACGAUUGAGGACGACGGUUUCGUCGACGAAUCUCACAUUCAAAGACAGGAGGAGGAGAACAGAAAGAAGAAAGUAAAGUUGACCGAGCAUUUCAACAGUUCUUCGUACCCGUGGUUGAUCAUGCAGUUGUCGCUGGUUAAAAUAGCUUCUGUGAAUAUAAAUUUGUUUCUUUCUACCGCUGGGUUAGAUAUAUCUGACCUUCCGACGCAGUCACCACAGUUAUACAAUGCUACCAAGAUCUUGUUGCGAUGGGAACAACUGCUCACUGCUAUUUUGGAGACUUAUCCUGAACGUAGUGAAAGUUUGAUCGAGUACGUACCUUCGAUUACAGAAGAUGGUGUCAUGAGAGGCGGCGCGACGUUGCAGAAGAUGAAGAUAUUGUUGGACUCAGAGUAUACUCCCUUUAGCAGUCGCAAUGGCAAAGCCAAACCAGCGAAACGAUUAUGGCACACGCUGGUUCAACAAGACUCGCUUCGACAAUUCUUUUUGCACUACGCCUUCAAAUCAACACAACGCGUGGGUCAUGACGAGACAGACUAUGAUAUCAUUUCUGCACGAAUUCUUCACAAAGACCCCGAACCUGUGACCAGUUUCUGUUUAAACAAGUCCAACUUGAACUACAUGGCUGUGUCAACGACUCACGAAAUCAUAGAAUACGAGAUUGCUGGUUCGUUAGAUGUUGAUAUGUUUUCAUUGGAUGAAAUGUCUACGGUUUAUGACAAUGACAACAGUGAGAACAAAUGUGGUAAAGCGUCUACUGUAACUGUCAUACAACGUCGUCCCUGCUCGGGCAUUCGAAGGAUGGAUUCACACUCAAACUUGCCAUAUUAUGUGACUGGAGGCUCAGACGGUAGCGUGCGUAUGUUCGAGUUCGUUCACCCUGAUCAAAUUGCACAAUUUCGUGGUUCAGGUCAGAACGAGCGCGUCAAUAAGAUACAAUUCAAUCCACUCGGAAAUAAGUUCGCUGUUGUGGAUGACAGUGGUUAUUUGUCCAUGUGGUUGGUGGCCAACACGCAAGAUACAGCCCCUUAUUUGACACUAAAGUGUCAUUCGAAGUACUGUUUGGAUUUUGCAUACCUUGGAUCUUCAAGUUUGAUUGCCACUGUUGGUUUUACUAAUGAUAAGAGGAAUAUAUGUGUGUGGGACACGUUACUACCUUCCAAGAAAGCUCUGGUGCACAGUUUUUCACAUAAUGUAAAUGGAGCCCAGAGUCUUUGUUAUGUACCUGGGCAGCACUGUUUAAUAUCUGGUGGUAAAAGAGGCGACAUCUGUAUUUUCGAUAUUCGACAACGAAAACUAUUGCACACAUUCGAAGCUCACGAUACGAUUAUUAAAACGAUCACGUUAGAUCCCUCUGAGAAAUAUUUCGUCACCGGUUCCGUGGACGGAGAUGUGAAGGUGUGGGGACUGGCUGUUCAUGAACUGUGCGAGUCUUUUCCAAAAGAGCAUGCGAAGGCGACAGUGUCACUGCGUCAGGUCAGUCCUGGCGUGCAGUGCUUGCUGGUUCUCACCAGUGGACAGCUACUCUCCUGCGGAGGAGACGGAAUGCUGAAGUGUAGAAUGUUGCAAAAUACUCAAUCGUGGAAGACGUGAUGAAACAAAUUACUAUGUGGUGGAGACACGUUAAAAUAAGAAAUAUUCCACUUUAUUUCAUUUUUAAUAAAUGGAUAAAGUGGAUGGAUGAAUGAAUAAACAAUUUAGUUGUGUUAUUUCGUGUGCAUAUGAAUGACGUCACAUGAAUAACUAGUUUUACUUUUAAAAACAUCUUAUAAUUUCAUUUUCAGUAAUUUUAAACUCGAUAUAAAGUGCUUUUUUAAACUACGUAUUGGAAUAUUAUAAGGUCAUUGGCCUAGCCCGCUAUCGACGUCCUUAGCAAUAGAUGUUUUGUUUGACCUAAAGGAUACUAAAAUGCAUAUAAACAAGACUGCACGUAGUCUGAAUGUGUAUGUCUUGCAAAUAUAUUUAAUUUCAAAUUAUGUCGGCUAGUAUCUGAAAUUGAUCGUUUAUUAGUAUGAAUCAAAUUUUUUGUGUCGUCACAUCACAUUUGUGUGUCGCAAUAAUGUAAAUAAUUAUUUUUUAUAUGUUAUAUUGUUUGUUCUUUUUCGAGA
Messenger RNA from Hydractinia symbiolongicarpus, 9235 nucleotides. Its product is annotated as dmX-like protein 1. The record is from RefSeq and is a predicted model, not a curated record. The transcript has 36 exons. Gene Ontology annotation, cellular component: RAVE complex. Gene Ontology annotation, biological process: vacuolar acidification. Gene Ontology annotation, molecular function: protein binding. Lineage: Eukaryota; Metazoa; Cnidaria; Hydrozoa; Anthoathecata; Hydractiniidae. The coding region runs from base 198 to 8720 and encodes 2840 amino acids.